Helicoverpa zea (corn earworm) is the source of this 4266-nucleotide messenger RNA. RefSeq names its product myosin-6 (gene asl). The coding region runs from base 224 to 3463 and encodes 1079 amino acids. NCBI's taxonomy places the organism in Eukaryota, Metazoa, Arthropoda, Insecta, Lepidoptera, Noctuidae. The record is from RefSeq and is a predicted model, not a curated record. The transcript has 19 exons. Gene Ontology annotation, cellular component: type III intermediate filament.
AUUUUUUAGAUUUCUACCGUACGCAUUGUUAGUUGGUCACAUUGAUGAACGAUUUUCAAAAACUUGUUUUGGUUAUUAUAAUUUACAAAAAAUCUACGUAAUGUACAUGUUAUAGAGGGAUUAUACUGUUACGAUUGUUUGUUAUUAAGCAAUAAGCUGUAGUCUUAUGUAUUUUUGUGGAAAUUUCGCACUGACCCCUACAGAGGGACAAUAACUAUCCGAUAUGGAUGGUCCCGGAAUGAGUUUGUUUCAAGGCGCCGCGAGUAUCCACAUAAACAACAGUGCUCAAGAUAGACUUGAAGAACAGGAAGAACUCGAAGACCAGAAACGUAGAAAUGAGGAGCUGAAGCACAAAUUAGCGAAUGCGUUUGACGAUUUGUUGGAUGACGAUGAAGCCAGCUCUGUAAAUAGCAGUGGCAACUAUACUUUAGAUCCAGCUCAGAGCAAUGGAGUACAGCAACCAAGGACAGGUUUGCCCCCAACAUAUGUGGAGUCUCUCAACCACUUGAAGGAGAACCAACAUGGCUCGGAAACCCCUAAGAUGUACUGUGAAACCCCUAAGAUGUACUGUGAAACCCCUAAGAACCACAUGGGACACAUGAGAUUGCAGGAAGAGGCCUUGAAAGCACAAUUUAGUCCUUAUGGCGCUGGUGAUGGGCAGAAUCAUUAUUUCCAACAAGAAUUCAGAGGUCACAUGAAUGGCAUCAACAAUGUUGAUAGACAAGAGUUUAAGAACAGUGAGCAACUCAAAGUAAUGUAUGAUCUCCGUGUGAAAGAAUGUCAGCAGCUGGCUGGUCAGAUGCAGGAGUUGGAUACAGAAAUAGAUAGCUUGAGAGCUCGACUUGCUGCCGCUAUCAAUGACAGGGACAAAGUGGAACUGUCAUUGCAGGAGGCUCAUCACUUGCUUGCAUCUAGCAAGCACAAGCUGAUUGAGUUAGAGCAGCAAGUGAAAACUCUGACAGAGAAGCUCAUAGAAAGUGACCAGGAGAAAGAGCAGCUGAAAUUAGAACUACGCUCGGCUAAUAUCAGUCUGCAAGAUGUACAACAACGCUUACAUACUCUACAGGUUGCGCACACACAUGACACUGAUGCCUUAUUUAGAGAACAACAAGACAGACACAGAGAAGAAAUGGAACGCCUACAAAAUGAUUUGACCAAAGCCAAAAGUAGACUAGACGAAAAAGACAAUGAAGUAAAGACUUUAGAACGAAAAUGCAUGGAAAAGGACAGAGAAAAAGAGGAUAUAUUGAUAGAAAAAGGCGCGACUAUCAACAGACUGGCCAGUGAGUUGGAGGCGGCACAAAGCAGGCUCGUUAAUGGCGAGACUACCCGACUGAAGGAAAAGGUAUCACAAUUGACGACAGAAAGGAAUGCAGCUAGAGAACAAGUGAAGGAAAUGGGGUCUAAGCUGGAAUUGACUGCCCAUGAGCUAGUCCUGUACAGGAACAAGUUAGCCGGCACUCAGAAAGAGUAUGAACAUUGGAGAACUACACUGCAUCAGAUCCUCAUGGAGUCUUUACCUGAAAAUACAUAUAUUGGUGAACCACCUUCUCCAGGAAAAUUGUCAACACUAAAAGAAGUCUUGAGUCGAUAUAAAAUACAGAUGCAGAAACUGUCUACAUUACAGGAAGAGAUUAGUAAAAGGGACAAGAAAAUCGAACAACACCGCAAACAAGAGCUAGAUCUUCGAGCUAAGCUUGAAGAGCAGAAAGGUCUAGAAAUGCAGCUAAACUCUCGGAUGGCAGUGUUGCAGAAUAAACUGGAACUGUUAGGCAGUAACUCCGAUAGUGAACUGUUGGACAGCUAUAAGCAGCAGAAUGAAAAUCUGCAAGCCGAGAUUGAGGAAGUUAGGAGCGAAUUGAAGAGUUUGGACCUCAAACACACGCAACUAGAGCUAGAUUACGAUAAACUAAAGUCCGAGAAAGGUAGCCGCGCGUCCAUAGUGCAGGAGGCCAACGCCGACCUGCUGCGGGAACUCGAGCGGUACAGCGGACAGCUCAAGGAUACGCUCAAGGAGAACGGGGAGUUGAAGACUUUGUAUUUGCAGGCAUGCAGCUCUCGCGACACAGUUUCAAGAGAACUAAAAGACAUGCAAUCCAAAAUACAAAAAGAAAAAGAACUAUACAAAUCUCAAGAAAAGGACUAUGUAGAGAGAAUGGAGAAACAAAAACAGCAGAUAGAGAAAUUAACGUUAGACCUUAGCAAUACUAAAGAGGAGUUGGAAAGAGCUAAUAAGAGAAUAUCGGAGUUGCAGCGAGAGUUCACUGAUAAACAGAGGGAGUUUACUGAGAAACUCGAUAAGUACUUACAAGAUGAAAAGACUGCCAUGCGCAAAGAGAGGGAGCCGUGUCUACAAUGUGAGAAGCAUGUUAAACAUAUCAAGUACUUAGAUGAUCAACUUAGCAAAUGUACCAUUAGAUUAGCUUCACAAGAAAGCAACGAGACUCUAAUGAAGGAACUGAAAGGCAAGGCGGAGUUCUUCCAGCAGUACAUCAUAGACCGGUUCAACAAGCUGCAGGAACAGCGCAGCGUCGCCACCAACACCGAGGAGUUCCCUCCGACCUCCCCCGACCAGCACUCCAGCAUAGAGCAGCUGGUGCAGGACUGUGACGAUGCUGUGGCUGCCAAGACGGCUCUCAUGAUGAAAGAAAAAGCGAUUCGAGACCAAAUCGCCGAAAAAUUCACUUUGGAAAUGAAAACAGUUGAAAUGAACUGCGCGAGACGCAUCAAGGAGAUUGAGAACGAACACAUAGAAACUGUCACUAAGAUCAAAGAACUUCUGGAAAGGAAAGCUAAAGAAGUUAACGCUUUAAAAGAGUUUAUAUUAGCUGAGAGGGCAAAAGUCACGCAGAUACUCGAAUCUAAGGAGAAUGAAAUAUCAGAGUUAAUUAAGGAACAUAAUGAGUUGCAAGUUGAAUGUCAGAAGGCAAAAGAUAGUAUUAUUGACUGGAAACAGAAGGCCGAAAGGUAUAAAGAAAGGGCUUCAAGACUUGGGUCUUUGGAAGACGUUUUGAAGCACGAAAGGGAAGAUUGGAAGCAAAGAAGUAGUUCGUCGACUAAAGAAUGUAUGGCAAUGAAAGCGAAGGCGUCAGAAUUACAAGCGAAACUAGCUCAGUUAGAACAAAAGUAUGAGAAGUUGCAAGCUGAACAGAAGAUCAUUCAAGACAAGUAUAAGAAUGCUAAGAAAACUAUAUUUACUUAUAAGGAUUACGUAACGAAAAAAGACGCUCACGUGAACAACGAAAUGAACCGCAUACAGGACGAGUACCGCAAGAUAUUCCUGAAGCUGCAGAACCAGCUGAACUACCACAUCAACUGCCGCCUGCAGGAGGAGAGGAAGGGCAAGCAAGCGCAGGCGCAUGGCUCGCAACAAACUGACUAUACAGACAGAAUAAACAAGCUGAACGAUGAUUUCACGCGGCUCACGCAGUCGAACUUCAUGGACGGCCCCGACUUCAAGUGACAUCCAGUGAAACGCACAUUACAAGUUGUUGUCACUAAACACCAGCGUUUAGUCUUCAAGUAGAACAUUUGCCCCAGUUUGUACUUAAAGUAGUAUUUAUGUAAACAAAAGUAUUAUAUUAUUGUUAACGAGUAACGGCUGUUCUCUAUAUUCAAUCUUUUGUUCCUACUAGGAAUAGGAAUUUGACAUCUUGUAUGUGGCUAAUGUCUACGUCCUUUCUCUUGUAAGUAACUAACAGAAGAUAGAAUAUUGGCAAUGGCUGUUAAUAGAAGGGUAAUGCAAGGCAUAUCUCUCGAGGAAAACUGAUGUAACGUCAAGACUGCGUUUUACUAUGACAAUCGCUCAAGCCCCAACUAGAAUAAUUUCAUAGAAUAUUAUUUUUUCAAUGUGAAUUUAAUUAGAUAACUAUCAUUCCAUUAACCAUUUAGUGAAUUGUUCCUGUGAUAGUUAAGUACAUUGUAGUUUAAUGUAAUGUAAAACAGUAUUAUAUAAUUACACAAUAAAGUGCAAAAUAUAUCUCACAUUCCUCAUGACGUGUCCAGUUUGACUAUACUGAUUAUGUGAACACUACAGGUAAGUAGGUGUACAUACAUCUUAAUGGCCUUUAUCAUAAAAAGACUUGUUAUAAUGAAUUUAAUGUUAAUUUUCAAUUAUUAUUGUGUUAAAUAGUAUUACGAAUCUGAAUUGUUUUCGUUAUAGCUCUUGGAAGUAGUUGGAGUAACGGAAUUUUAUUUUUAAUGCUAUGGAAGAUUAUAUCUGUUAUGUAAAAAGUUUUGUAAAUAAAAGUAUCAUUUCGUAAAUUA